AUGGCGAUGAUCUCAGUGCUGCGAGAUGACGUGAAGUACAACUCUUUCGUCAUAGGGAGUGACGAGGAUUUGGAGGUUCUGUUCCAUUGUCGUCGGCAGUUUCCCGAGGUCAGGACACCUGAGCUGUUGGCAAAGCUAGUUGAUGUGGUCUCUAGCUCAGGAGGUUCAAACCGAAAUACCCAGACGCCAGGUAUGGUAGCAGGUUCUAGUCCGAGACCUGUUGGUGCAUCUUCAUCCGUGCCUGUGAUUGCACCUCGGGACAAGCCUAUCGCCUCCCUGUCGUUCACUGUUGAUCUCAACCGCAGUGGUGGCGGAGAGGUUGGUAUCGUUGAUAGGGUGCCAAUUCCCUUACAGUGUGGGGCACCGGCUGGUAUGGAUAAUGCAUUUCCGGAUGAUGAUGACGAUGAUGAUGUGGAGCCGGACAUCAUUGCUGAUGAUAGUGGUGAUGACAUUGCAGAGGGGGUUCUUGGAGAACCCACUGGAUUUGGUGCCAGGGAAACCCAGGGUACCGGAGGUCUUACAAUGUUUCAGUACAAAGUGGUGGAGUCCGAUUAUUGCAAGAAUCUUGGGAAGUGUACUGAAUUAUUCAGGAACUGGUGCACAUGGUUGAUUAGGAUCAGUCUCCACCAGCGCAAGGGUAUUUGGGAGGUAAAAUGGUACAACAGACCUCAUACGUGUCUGGCGACGUCGAUUUCGAGCGAUCACAUGAGUCUUGAUUAUCAUGUGAUAUCGGCCUUCAUCAUGCCAAUGGUAAGAGCUGAUUCAUCCGUCUGCAUCAAGGUACAGCUGUAUGCGACAAAGGCACAUUUCGGGUUUAGGCCGACUUAUAGAAGGGUUUGGUUGGUUAAGCAGAAGGCCGUGGCACAGAUUUACGGAGGUUGGGAUGAGUCAUACAACGAACUAUUGCGGUGGGUAUUAGGUGUACAACUGACAUUGCCUGGUAGUGUUGCGGUGUUGAGGACAAGUCCUGUUCGAGUGGGGGGGCAGGUGGACGACUCGCAAGCCUAUUUUCACCGGCUUUUCUGGACGUUCCCACCGUGUAUUGAGGCAUUCCGGCAUUGCAAGCCGUUGGUGAGUAUUGACGGGACCCAUUUGUACGGUAAAUACGGGACUCGAUCUAUCUGGUGCCACUCUAUGACAGCAAAAUAUAUCAGUGCUGUCACAAACCUCCAUAACGUUGUAUGCCGAGGCUCCAAUAUCUCCGGAUGCACAACCUGA
This is a messenger RNA of Arachis ipaensis, 1218 nucleotides long. RefSeq lists its product as uncharacterized. The record is from RefSeq and is a predicted model, not a curated record. NCBI's taxonomy places the organism in Eukaryota, Viridiplantae, Streptophyta, Magnoliopsida, Fabales, Fabaceae.